AUGCUUACAAUAAUUUUUGGUGCACUUGGCAUAGCUGCUUCUGUGUAUUUAAACUUAUCUCCUAUCCCAUCUCUAAAGCGUGCUUAUAAAACUAAAGACAUAAAAGAAAUUUCUCAAGCUUAUCUCACAAUAGCUUCAUUAAAUUUUGCAUUAUGAACUUUAUAUGGAAUUAAGGCCGACUUAAUUGAAGUUUUCAUUGGAAAUUUAAUCUGUUUUUGUCUUUCCACAAUAUGAAUAUGCACUUAUCAUGGAAUCAAAGGAGAUUGGAUAAUAUAUAUUCCAAUAUAUAUAAUAUCCAUGUCAAGUUUAUUGGUAGUCUUAUAUAUCUUCUGCCCAAAAUUAAUUUUAGGCUUACUUGGGAUUGGAGCUACAGUGUUAAUGUAUGGCGCGCCAAUAGAACGAAUUAUUCCAGCACUGAAAUAUAAGGACUAUUCUUAUAUUGAUGUCUGAAUUUUAACAGCUUUGAUUUUUAAUGCAGCUUCUUGGAUUAUUUAUGGGGUUAUUGUUGAUGAUUGACUUAUUUUAGCUCCUAAUAUAGCUGGGCUAAUUUUUACGAUUUUUCAAUUAAUUCUUUAUCUUUGGGCAAGGAGCUUAAUUUCUUGUGGCUUAUUUACAAUGAUUAGCAAAAAGCUGAACUAUAAAAGCCUUGAAGAUGGCGAAAACGAAAAUGAUAAUAUAGUCCCUGAAAUAUUUUAGAUCAUAUUGGCCAUCCAUAUUAAUUUCAAAAACUAACUUGUACUUGUCAGCUUUUUUGAAAAGUAAAAAUGAAAAUGGCAAUUAUCCCGCUUAUAGUUUUAAGGUGCCUAAUCAGACUAAUAUUGUAUAAUGCAAGUACCUGUUCCAUAUUUUUUCUAGUCGGAAUUCUGCUGGGGUAUAGAAAUCUAUUAAGGUGCAUGAGCUAUAAUUAA
Blepharisma stoltei is the source of this 908-nucleotide messenger RNA. Lineage: Eukaryota; Ciliophora; Heterotrichea; Heterotrichida; Blepharismidae. The record is from the annotation of a GenBank genome assembly.